Aspergillus vadensis CBS 113365 is the source of this 675-nucleotide messenger RNA. RefSeq lists its product as uncharacterized. The transcript is spliced from 8 exons. NCBI's taxonomy places the organism in Eukaryota, Fungi, Ascomycota, Eurotiomycetes, Eurotiales, Aspergillaceae. The record is from RefSeq and is a predicted model, not a curated record. The coding region runs from base 1 to 675 and encodes 224 amino acids.
AUGGUCACGAUCAGUUGGUUGCUGGUUCCCACAGCAAUACAAGAAGCACCACCACCAACUCCACCUCCACCACUGCCACUGCCACCACCUGCACAUACCGGUGCGAGGCUGCUCCAUAAUCUGGACCUGCUUCCCGUUGGCAUUGUGUCAUCAGGACGGAUUCGGGGGUUUCCAGCUGCAGUUCGCAAUCAAGCCUCACCGGAUGGGGCAGAUCCUCCACGCAAGCCAGUCGCUAGGGGGAGGGAGGACCAUCCAUUGCAUUCUGGACGGGUCUGGGGAAUCACCCACACCGGCCGGUCGCCAACCGAAAGGUGUGCCCAGCAGGAUCUAGUGGUGAGCGACGAGGAUCAUCCGUCCGGCGACCUUUCCCAGGGUGCACCAUCCAUGCGUAGGACUAGGGAAGCUGGGGCUGUUCUACUGGGUGUAAAAACAAAUUUCUCAUUCGAGCAGCAUCAUUUGCUUUUGCGAAAGACGACGAAAAUCAGAAUGCAAAUGUGCACUGUCUUGGCGUUCCUCGACCCCCCCGCAUCCAUGUUAGAGUUUAAAAAAAGCGCAGCCCGGGACGGGAUGGAUGGAUGCCCUACUGACCCUAAAUCAAUAGAAACAAAACGCCCUAGAUUACUCAAAAUAGUAAUGGCCGAACUGCCGGAAGCAUUGAUCACAAAGUUUGCCUAG